Molecule: messenger RNA, 3081 nt
Organism: Adineta ricciae
Lineage: Eukaryota; Metazoa; Rotifera; Eurotatoria; Adinetida; Adinetidae
Source: the annotation of a GenBank genome assembly
AUGAUGGAAUCGAGCAAUACAACGAAUGAUCAACAAACACCACCUGUAUUACCGAUGAAUAAUAGUAGCAGUCGUCGGAAACAAAGCAAACCAAAUCGACUUGAACAUGUUGUACUGGAAUCGACACCUGCUUGUGAGCUUCUGAAUAAUUCCUCCGCAAUUCUUCCACCUUUAACGCAAUACCAUGUCGCGGCUGAACAGCAGGAAAGUGGACUUGUCGACGAUGAUUCCGAUCGUGUUAGUUUGAAUUGUGAAGAUGGAUCAUUGUCAUCACAUUCGUUAGGUGAACACUAUGCCAUGGAAGAUAUUCUCAAUCGUUCGCGGCGCCCAUCGCAUCAACCAGUCAAUCGAACAAAUGAAAAGCCAGAACGCAUGUCGAUCGAAGAGAACGAACAAGAAGAACAUCGUGGAGCGAUCAAUGCGUUGGAUUUUAGUUUAAAACUAGAUGGAACGAACAAACUGCCGAUAAAUCGUUCACGGACGAUGAGUUCCACGGGCAAAGUACGUGCGUUGAAACGAAAGUAUCAUAAUGGAGUAACUGAUAAUGGAACAGCAGCGAUACCAACAAGGAUAUUUCAUGCGGAUGCAUUUUGUACAAUUUGUCGAAAGGAAUUUUGUAACAAAUAUUUCUUAAAAACUCAUUUGGCUAAUAAACAUGGAAUAUUUGAUCAACAAUCUGUUGUUCCAUCGAUAUCAACUCAAGGAACAAAUGAUUCAGCCACUGAUUCAAAUCUUCAACAUCCAUUUACCGUUAUCUCCACAUUAUUAACUAAUAGUCACGAAGAUUUUUCGUCGUCACCAUCAUCUGAUCUGCUAGCGAAUCAUUCAACUAAUGAUGAUGAAAAUGAAACUGAACUUAGUUCAUUACAACAUGAAAUGAAUGGUGUUAUAGCCGGUGAUGAUGAUAAUGAUAAUCAUCAUCAAACUGAUGACGACGAUGAUGAUGAACAAGAUGGACUCAAUUCGAAUCUUCCACAAAAACUUUUAUCAAAUGAUAAUUUAAUUUCAAAUCCUGAUAACACAACUGAUGAUGAUGAACACGACACAGUUAACCAUUCGCCAGCGAAUAGUUUAGACUACCAACAACAAGCAUCAUCAUCAACAACAGCUUCACAAUUGGCGAACUUACCGCUAACUCCAUCGUCGACAAUAACGAAUUUAUCACGACAAUCUUCAGCGAAAUUACCCGAAGAUUUUUGUGAUAUCUGUCAAAAACAUUUCUGUAACAAAUAUUACCUACGUAAACAUCGAUUAGACGUACAUGGAGUUCAAACGGAUUCGAACAUCAAACCCUACAAACGUAUCGAUAGCAAUUCAUUAUCAACAAAACAAUCACCACCAUCAACAACACAGUUGUCAUCCUCGUUUCCGAAUGUGGCAUUCAGUCCAUCAUCUGUCCAACAGAGUCUGGGAAUGUUACUCAAUCCGAUCUUUUCGCCUCUCGUUCAAUCUCAAACGAGCAAUUCAGAACAAAGUUUAUUAUCAUCGACCAAACGUCGUCAUACAGACAGCUCAACUGAUUCAUCGAAAGCACAAUUUCCACCAUCGUUAUUAACUGUUGCGUCAGAUGUGGCCAAUGCGUUUGCCAGUCAAUUAACAAGUUCUUCGACAUCAACGAAAUCUCAUAUCAGUACAUGUCAUCUUUGUGGAAAGAAGUUUCAAAAUAGUGACUAUUUACAAUUACAUCUUUUGAAUAAACAUCAAAUCACAUCUGAUAUACAAAACCUCGAUAUUCAACAACGAACGAAACUAUCGAAUCUGAUCAAUUCCACCAACGGUUCGAUGAAUAGUAGUACGGUUAAGAAGAUUAAAUUAGAAACUAGUGAAGCACCUGCGACUGGAAUUCAAACAUCAUCAUCAUCGUCGAUUGAUUCGAUUUCAUCACCAAAUCCAUCAACAUCAAUGCCAGGAAUUGUCGAUACGUAUUUCGCAGCAAAAAUGGCCGAUCGAGUGUCAUGUGAUAUCUGUCAUAAGCAAGUGUGUAAUAAAUAUUUUCUUAAAACACACAAGCUUAAGGUUCAUGGCGUGGCAUCCGAUUCACUUCAUACCUCGUCAUCUUCCUUACCGGUCAACAACUCCGAAGCGCUCGAAGACAAUUCCGACCAGCAGCAUUCACGUUCCUCGAUUGACGGCAGCCCACCUCAACUUGUUGUUGACGAAAUGAAUACGAAUACUGCCGAGCCGGGCGUUAUACCAAGUCCAGAUGCUUUAACCGCGUCUGUUAAUACAUAUAUUUGUGCAACUACAAAUCAUGAUAUGAUUGACCCAUCAUCAACAAGUGUUUGUGACAUUUGUUCAAAAUCAUUUCCGACGAAGUUUUUUCAUGUUCAUAUGAACAACGCACACGGAAUUCAACAGCAACCGAUCUUAUCUACAAAUGGUUCAGCAUUAAAUAGCAAAAAUCAGUUGAUUGUGAAUGCAGCUAAACGACCGCUGACGAACGGAAACAAUACCGUUCGGUUGAAACAAACACCGCAAGUUCAACUACGCGUCACAUGUCAAGUCUGCAAAAAGGAAUUGUGUAAUAAAUACUUUCUUCGUGCACAUAUGCGUAAUGUUCAUAAUAUCUCAGUCGAUGAUUUACGUUUAACUCAACAACAAUCGAACACGUCGAAUUCUACACCUCAAUUAUCUCCAUUAUCAGAUCUUCAAUCAUCGAAGUCAACAUAUUCACUAUCUUCAAAUAUUUUAUCUACAUCUACAACAGCAAUUCCAACAGAUCUAAAUAAUUCAGUAACCAAACUCAUACGUUCAUCAUCGAAUGACAAUGAUCUCAAUGGUCAUUUAACCGAUAGUGAUGAAUCUGAAAAUCUACAUUUAACAACAACAACAAGCAAGAUGCUCACCAACGACAACAAUAAUAAUAAUAAUCUUCUAUCUAUGCAACCAUUCUUAGUAGAAAGUGAUGAUGAUCUCUACAAAGAUCUAUUUGUACCAUGUAUGGUUUAUUUACCCUGUCGACAUCGAGUAACCAAACCAUUAGAAGUUUCACUGCGUCUGAAACCUGUGGAUAAUACAACAUCAUCAUCGUCAACAACAACAACAACGACACCAACGGCAACAGCUACAAUAGCUGAUUAA